UUCCCAUAGAGGGCAGGGUUAGCGGAGCUCCGCGUUUGCAAGUCGCGCCUCAUUUUUCCUACGCGGGAAGUUGGGGUCGCUGCCCUCUGCUUCUUUUCCCCAGGUCGGAGGAAGAAUUUGGAAUUGGGGCGUGCGCGGAAACGGUGCUAGUCCAGGAGACUUGGAGGAACCAGUGGAGGGACGAAUGGAAAAUCAAGUCCCUGAUGCAGGCAGGCCCGUGUCACCGCCAAAUAGCGAAGGGCACUGUGAAGGACAGCCACAGGAGCCGAGAACAGCAGAACGCAGGGCCACCCGGGAGAGAACCAGACUGCGGCGUGUGGGGGUUCUGGCGGACUUUGCUCGUGCUAUGGUAGAGCAGGGUGAGGAGCGCAGACAGGCACGGCUGGAGGAAAGGAGGGAGUCCCGUCGGCGCUUUGACACACUAAUGAGUGCCAUAGAUAGGGGAAACAGUGUAAUAGAGAGCAUGGUGGACAUGUUGAGUCAGAGAGUUGCCUCGAGGGAGCGUUCAAACACGAUUUUGGAAACAUUGGUAGGCCAUGUGCAGCGGAGUCUGGCUGCAGGAGAGCUUAGCAUUGAUUUGCCGGCUCGGCCGACCACCGCUGCCACACCAGGGCGACCUUUCCAGGCAGCCUCGCCAGCCCAUUUGUCCAGCGUCCACAGAGAGGUUGUCCAAGAUCCAUUUAGGGACCUUCGUUUUUUAUUUUCUGGAGCACCAGAAGAGAGAGCAACAUGUCCACUGUUAGUUCCAGAUGCUCCAGAGGCGAAUGGCAGCGACUCGGAACGUAACUCCAUACCUGAUGAGACUGACAGGGAGAACCGGCCACCGGCCACACGUCCCUUGUUCUGCCCGCCUUCACGGGACAAGUCGUCUUGCGAAGGCAAGGCAAGCACACGCAAAAGCCAUGUGCUGGCCCAGAGUAACACUGGCCCUCCCGCUAAACGUGAGCGUUCCCUGGAGGGAAUGGAGCAGUCAGCAUCCAGGGAUGCUGGGGAACACAAUAUGGGGAGGGUGGGCAGUGGUAGGGCACGCAGGCAGAAACCAAUAUUUGACCUGUGAAGUAGCACUGCGAGCUCCCUUGCAUAGUAUGUCAAUUGCCUACUGUUUUGUUAUCCCCUCUCCUUUUCUUGUGGAGAGCCCUUGCAUGUCUGUUGUCGUUGAAUAAAGUUGACCCUAAUUGCAUAUUAAA
Molecule: messenger RNA, 1187 nt
Organism: Sphaerodactylus townsendi
Lineage: Eukaryota; Metazoa; Chordata; Lepidosauria; Squamata; Sphaerodactylidae
Exons: 3
Coding region: 185-1057 (290 amino acids)
Source: RefSeq, a predicted model, not a curated record